GGAGCACUUCGGAGACUCCGGAUUGCUCUGUGAGCAAUAUAGUAGUGUUAUGUAUAUAAGUGUGCUAACGACUUCCAUGAAGUUUUCAACGAGUUAAUAAAGCAGUCAUAUAUCUCCUCGUGUAUAUAUCAGUUCAUGUUCUUUGAUAGAUGUUGGAGUUUCCUCAUGCCACGAUCACGAUUUGUGUAAACUGCGAGUAUCGAUGCUUCGACCGCCGUUGAACCAAAUGUAUCAUAGUGAUCUAGUUUCGAGACACGUUUUUCAAAGAGCAGUUGCGGCGAAGUGAUCAAUAAUAUUCGUCUAUAACAAUCCUAUAUCAUAUCAGUGCAUGUUUCGAGGGUGAAAAAUGGCUAAUCGGGAUCCACCCAUCUCCUCCAAAACUGCGGACGAUCACAGUGUCGAGACAUUGGCAGAGGUUUUCCGAUGUUUCAUUUGUAUGGAAAAGUUGAGAGAUGCGCAUCUCUGCCCCCAUUGUAGCAAAUUGUGCUGUUACACUUGUAUCAGAAGAUGGCUUACUGAGCAACGUUCUCAAUGUCCUCAUUGUCGAGCAUCCCUUCAUUUACAUGAACUAGUGAAUUGCCGCUGGGUCGAAGAAGUGACUCAACAACUUGAUACAUUGCAAGCUAUUAGUAUAUCUAACUCUCGAUAUGAUGAUUCUAAUCGAGACAGAUGCGCGAUACAUCAAGAAAAGUUAUCAGUAUACUGCUGGACUUGCCGUAAGUGUAUCUGUCAUCAGUGUGCUCUGUGGGGUGGCACUCAUUCUGGACAUACCUUCAAACCAUUAGAAGAUGUUUACGAACAACAUGUUACUCAAAUAAAAACAGAAGUAGGCCAAUUAAAUAGGCGACUUAUGGAACUGAUUAGUCUUGUUCAAGAAGUAGAGAGAAAUGUUGAAUCAGUAAGAGCAGCAAAGGACGAAAGAGUUCGAGAAAUUAGAAACGCCAUAGAGUUGAUGAUAGCUCGCCUGGAUUCUCAAUUGAAAGCCAAACUGCUAACCCUGAUGGGUCAGAAAAAUUCAUUGACUUUAGAGACUGAGCAGCUAGAAGCAUUGUUGCAAGAAGUAGAGUAUCAGUUACAUACUUGCACACGUUCCGAAUUGAUCACCAAAAGCGCCGAACUCUCUCGCAAGAUACAUCAGAUUCGGAAAAAACCGAUGACAAGUUUUGUUACUGCACCAGUUCCUGCUGAUUUCCAUAGUGAAAUCGUGCCAGGCUAUGACAGUGCAACAUUUACUAUGCAAAAUUUUACUCAGCUUCAACUGAAGGCUGAUCCAGUAUAUUCUGCACCGCUACAUGUGAAUGGACUAUGUUGGCGAUUGAAGGUAUAUCCUGAUGGCAAUGGAGUUGUACGUGGAAAUUAUUUGUCAGUAUUUUUAGAACUGAGUGCUGGAUUGCCAGAAACUUCAAAGUAUGAAUAUAGGGUUGAAAUGAUUCAUCAAGGCUCUCGUGAUACAAGCAAAAACAUUGUUCGUGAGUUUGCAUCUGAUUUUGAGAUCGGUGAAUGUUGGGGAUACAAUAGAUUUUUCCGAUUAGAUUUACUCGCGACGGAAGGUUACUUAAAUACGGAACUUGAUACUCUUAAGUUAAGAUUUCAGGUACGACCACCGACAUUUUACCAACGUUGUAGAGACCAGCAAUGGUGCAUCAACCAAUUACUGACAGUGCAAAAUCAAUAUGCCACUCAAAUUAACGAAUUAAAAGAGAGAUUAGCGAUAGAAAUUUCCCGUAAUGCCGUGGCUGCUGUUAAAGCUACUAACGGAACUGGAAUUUACGGUUUACAUACAUCAUCUCCAGCAAUGCAACAACAGCAACAGCAAAAACGCAUCGCAGAAGAUUCAACGAUCAAUUCAAAUACUACACGAACAAUCGAAACGUAUCCUAAUAUGAAUGGAACAUCAGGAAGGUUGGUACCGACUGAACUUUCUGGUAAUAACAGUAAUCCGACAAUAUUAGGGGAUCAAUUGAUGCCGAUGUGCAAAAUAGGUGAGUCCUCAAGUACGUAUCCUUGCUGCAUGCCAAUGUCAAAAACGCUGCUAAAGAUGACGCAUUGCACCAACAAUAAUCGGAACUUUGUAGAAACCGACAGCAAUUUAUCGCGUCGUGUCAAUGAUAAAUUUAUGGAUUACCAAGCUGCAGAACCUCAUUCUAUUUCUUCGUUGUCGCCUUAUUCGUCAUCAAAUGUCGCCGCACUGUUUGGUCAGCAGUCGUCAAAUUUAUUGUCCAAUAAUAGUGCCAGUGAUCCUGUACUAUCUACCUCGACAUUAGCAUCAAUGACGGAUAAUGCGCAUGAAGUCUUAACGGGAAAUGAAACUGCACAACGUUGUAUCAAUGAUGCAUCGUUGGCAGAGUGUCAGGCCGUCGCUGAUUGUGUCCAUUCUCCAUCAUCAUUCUAUCUAUCUCCGGUGGUGAAUUUUUCGUCUAGCAGUAGCAGUAGUAGCGAUAAUGACGAAUUAAGUGAACAUGAUAUCUGUAUUGAUGAAUGUAGACAUAACGAGUCUAACAUCACACUUUUGGAUUUAACGAAUGAUGAGAAUGAUAUAGAUGAUGAAACAAUGUCAGGAGAAAAUGAUGUAGAAGUCGCAGAAUCUCUUGCAUCAUGGGUACAGAAUAAACAACAUGCAAAGCAACAAAAUAAUCAGAGUGCUGUUAAGGAUACAUGCAGAUUGAGGGAGGUAAUGCUGUUGCAAUUAUUUGAGAUGCAGGAUAGGAACUCUGCAUGGACUUCUUUGUGCCUUGACCAGCAAGCUGAAAAUUGUGUUUCUAGAAAGUCGCUCACGAAAUUGCAAUGUUAUAGUCCAAUUUCAUUGCACAGCAGCGAUAUCGAAGCACCUGCUGCAACUGCCGUACCGACAUAUUCGCACAAGCAUCAUAAGCUUGAUACUGCCUGCAAUAACUCGACUUCUAUCAAUAACGGUCAUUCUGAUUGUACUUUCCAUUGUUUCCAACAACAAGCGGUUUGCGAUACUAAAGUCAAAUUGAAUCAACUGUCAAGCGUUUGUCAAUCGGAGUUAUCCAUGACGAUGCCUUCCAGCAGUCAAGCAACCGAAUCUGAAACAAUGACGUAUUCCAAUUCAACAGAUUGCGAGAGGGAUGUUUCAAAACUGCCAAUUGUUAAUAAAAUUAGCCAUGAUACGAAGCCGUCUAAACUACGUCUAGAUUUAACAGUACCAAAUGUACUUCUGGGCAAUAAUAAAAUUGUGUCGAAGCAUUUGCUGUCUCAGCAUCAGCUUUCUGAUCAGAGUUCAUCCAUUAGUAAGAAUUUAAUAGACGAUAACACCAAGAUGUUCGAGUUUGAUCAAUUGCUUCAAGCUAUACAGUUGUCGGAAUCACACAAGGAUGCGGUUGUUUCCAGCACAAAAUUGAAGAAAAAUACUUCAUUAAAAAUGAAGAGUAAUACUUGUACUUCUGAUGGAAGUUCUAUUCCGUUCUUGUUGACACAAGAAAAUAUUUUGUCAUCACCUACAAAUACUAUGAUGAAAGAUACUACAAAAGAUACUAUUUUUAGUCCUACCAAUUACAGUUGGUCGCCAGCAUUAUAUCAACACACACCUAGACAAAAAGCUGUUCUAGAUACAGCUGUACAAAAUUCUUCGAAUGAUACUUCUAAUAAGACUAGUAUUGAUAAAUCUACAGACGAAGCUGUCAAGUCGCUGUAAUGAUAUAUGACUUAAGUAUGAUGGAUUUUCUGUGAUGUUUGUUUUUAUUAAAUAUUAUUUAAUAAUUUAUUGAUAUAAAUUGAAUUUCUCACACACAUAUAUAGAAAUAAUUACGAUAUUAAUAUAUCUUCAUAUUAUAUGCAUUUAACUUAUUUCUUCUAGAUCUUUUCCGAACUUAAUAAUAUCUUAGACUCAUUUUUUAUAUUAUCUCAUUAGUAUUAAGUAUUGUAAUAAUAUAACAUUAUUGUAUUAUCCAUAUAUUCUUCAUCAAUUGCGACCCAACUAGCCAAUAUAAUUUGGUUACCACUACAUUUCGACUGUCACUUUCAGUCCUUCUCAAGUCGAUAAAUACAUCAAAAUCGCUUUUGGAAGAAAAUAGGUAGACAAUAAUACUUGGUCAUGGACGGAUGAUUGCUGACGUGUCUGAAUAGUUUUUCCGUUUUAUUUUGUUAUAAUGAUCGUUUUCUGCCAAAAGCGAUUUUGAUGUAUUUAUCGACUUGAGAAGGACUGAAAGUGACAGUCGAAACGUAGUGGUAACCAAAUUAUAUUGGCCAGUUGGGUCGCAAUUGAUGAAGAAUAUAUGGAAUAUUUCACUCGCGCAAAGAGUUGAUUAUAUUAUUGUAUUAUGUGACUUAUAUUUACAACUACAAAUACAAAUUUAUUAUCUCUAAGAUUAUUUCAAAAAGAUAGGUUUAUAUUUUAAUAUUACUUAUUUUUCGUGUAUGCGUGCGUAUUACAUAUUCAAAUGACAAUAUGAAAUAAUAAAAAAUGAAAACUAAAUGUAA
Messenger RNA from Ooceraea biroi (clonal raider ant), 4440 nucleotides. RefSeq lists its product as uncharacterized. Gene Ontology annotation, cellular component: peroxisomal membrane; aggresome. Gene Ontology annotation, biological process: protein autoubiquitination; protein monoubiquitination; aggresome assembly. Gene Ontology annotation, molecular function: zinc ion binding; tumor necrosis factor receptor binding; ubiquitin protein ligase activity. The record is from RefSeq and is a predicted model, not a curated record. NCBI's taxonomy places the organism in Eukaryota, Metazoa, Arthropoda, Insecta, Hymenoptera, Formicidae.